GAGUUGUGUGUUCACGUGCGCAAUUUUAUUUGUGAUCUUUUGCAGCUUUUUCUCGUCGUGCCCCUCGACGUGUUCAAAACAGCACACACUCCUUCUCCAGGGUGGGAGCUCCUAGUCCUAGUGGUUGGCCCCGUUUUUCCUUACACCAACACUGUUGUUUUCACCAUCACACACACGGUACCCUUUUUGGUUUGACUCGGUUUGAAUUGUCUACGAUUAGAGGGACAUUUCGAUGCGUUUUUGUUUUUCCACUGUAGCGCGCACAGCAGCUUGGGGGAGGUGUCUGUCGUAGGCGUAUUAUUGCAACUGCUACUGGACGGCCACCUUGCGGGGUGAAACAAAACGGGAGCACUACUGUACUUAUCACACACUCCAGCACAAUGCGAAAUGCGACUUGUGGGGGCCCUAUAUCUGUUCCAAAAACGAAACGCGACUGCGAUGUGUGCAGUACUGCUCGCUAUCGCCAUGUAAUUGCGCAAAUGUGUGUGCGUAUGCCUACGUAUAGUGUGUGUUGCGUUGGUGUGUUGAUCGGCCUCCUGUGCUGUCGUAUUUUGACGGAUAGAAGAAAACACGCAAAGAAGAGCACGAAGCACGUUUUGACAGUUCGGCUCCAAACAUCAUUGCUUUUUGUUGUUUUGAUUCGUAAACAAGAUCGAUUCUGGAGCGGCCCAAAUUGAUACGAAGAAAAACGAGGUUUGUUUCACAUCGACUGGGACCACGGGUGCCUGGGUUAGUUGUCGGCGCCAAAGAAAUGAAGGAUUUGCACUGAGCCCUGUUUCUUGGGCAACCAAUGCAACACCCUAGCCGGAAACCGGAUUUGGCAGCUUGGCCGUAAGCUAUCUGUAACAAUUUCAGCUUAUGAACAUAUAUCCGUUAAUGUGGUACUGAAGUGCGAAAGAAAAUUUGUCGUUCGCAAAUCAUGAGCAAGGAGAAGACAUGGAAGGGAUUCGAUCAGCUGCUCGUAUCCCCUUGUGUGCGAUACGGAAGGUCAUCGAACCGAAGUAAUGGCACACGAAGACAACGAAAGUCCCGAUCAAGCAAACAGGACAUCAUUUUACCUUCUCGAGACCAGGACGAUGGAUGGCAAAUAGAUGACCAUUCGGAUGAUGAUACGACAACGGAGAGCAGAGUUGAUGCAAGCGACACAUUAUCUUCAACGAUAACGCCGUCAGUGCCACAAUCGUUAAAUCCGGCGGAGGUUACGAUUGAACGUACAAACCAUUCGGAUUCAGAAAUCGAACACAUCUCUGAGGACGAAUGCCGUCCCCAGCACGAUGAUACCACAUCCGAUUCUUCCGACUCGGACGAUUGUUUGGCAAUAAGCUGUACAAAGAGCAGGAUGACUCGGCUACAGUUCCUUGACAAAACGCCAAUGAAACGACGCAGAAUUACAGACGAUAUGGAUGUUUCGUUCGCUGUCGGUACAAGCAGAGCUAAAAAUCGUCAGCUGGAGGACGUUGCUAGUCCAAAACGCUUCAAGGCCGUCUCUUCGCUUAAUCGAACCAUCCAAGCUACGGGAGCAUUGAAUAACAGCGUAUCGGACAGAUCUACCCGCUGCUGGAAGUCGUUCGACGCCUCGUUUACGGAGCAGGAUGCGAGCUGGAUAGAAGAGUUACCUUCCUCACCUGAAACGACGGAUCACAACGGACAGAUUUCGCAUACGAAACAGCCCAACAUUGAGGAGUUACCAUCUUCGAAUGAAGACAACGUUUCCCGAAACCGAACGUCUUUGGAAAACUCAUCGACCUCUCCACCGAAAUCUUUCUACGUUACAUCGCCCGAAGCUAACAAAAGGAGAAACAAAAAUCACCCCAAAAGUUCGCCGUUGGGCACACUGGAAGUAGCACUGAACGAGAGAAUCUCACGACAACAUCUUUGGCAGCAUGCAGUAACGUCCGGUGCGGUUCAACCUGAUCGCGUCGUUCAGCUACAUUCUAUCGAGCGAAUUUUCGGUCGCGUAAUGAUACGAUUUUUCACCACAACGAACGACGCGGAUGAUUGCGUCCGGGAGCAGAUCGAAAAUGUAGUCUUCCUGGAUCAGGGCGAUAAGCAGCUGAAAUCGCUUCACGCCGGAGUAGAGGUAGCGCUGGAAAUGGACGACCGGAUACCGCCUCAUCGCGUUUCGCACAACAAACUGGUACACCUUGGCGUAACGAAACUGUGUCCUGUGCCUUUUGCCGCCAAAUAAAUCCACACAGGAAAAACUCAUUGCAACUGGU
Messenger RNA from Anopheles stephensi (Asian malaria mosquito), 2219 nucleotides. Its product is annotated as dentin sialophosphoprotein-like. NCBI's taxonomy places the organism in Eukaryota, Metazoa, Arthropoda, Insecta, Diptera, Culicidae. The coding region runs from base 920 to 2188 and encodes 422 amino acids. The record is from RefSeq and is a predicted model, not a curated record. The transcript has 2 exons.